Messenger RNA from Salvelinus fontinalis (brook trout), 1156 nucleotides. Its product is annotated as gastrula zinc finger protein XlCGF17.1-like. The coding region runs from base 1 to 1008 and encodes 335 amino acids. Lineage: Eukaryota; Metazoa; Chordata; Actinopteri; Salmoniformes; Salmonidae. Gene Ontology annotation, biological process: regulation of transcription by RNA polymerase II. Gene Ontology annotation, cellular component: chromosome. The record is from RefSeq and is a predicted model, not a curated record. The transcript has 2 exons. Gene Ontology annotation, molecular function: chromatin insulator sequence binding.
AUGUCAUAUAUUAAACCACUGGCCGUGUUUGAGAGCAUCAAAUCCAAGCUGCGUUGUGGAGAGAGACGUGACUAUCGUGGAUCCUCUGGGGGGCCUCAACAACCUCAUGAUGCCGACGAGGCAGACAAGAGUCUCUCCACGUCAAAACACCAGCAGAGAACCACAGGGAAGAAAUCUCAUUGCUGCUCUGACUGUGGGAAAGGUUGCACAUCUUCAUCAGAACUUAAAAUACACCAGAGAACACACACAGGAGAGAAACCUUAUAGUUGUAAUCAUUGUGAGAAGAAUUUUCCUACAUCUAGCCAGCUGACUUCACACCAGAGAACACACACAGGAGAGAAACCUUAUAGCUGUGAUCAAUGUGAGAAGAGUUUUACUACAUCAAGCCAUCUGACUGUACACCAGAGAAAACACACAGGAGAGAAACCUUAUAGUUGUAAUCAUUGUGAGAAGAGUUUUCCUACAUCUAGCCAGCUGACUUCACACCGGAGAACACACACAGGAGAGAAACCUUAUAGCUGUGAUCAAUGUGAGAAGAGUUUUUAUACGUCAAGCCAUCUGACUGUACACAAGAGAACACACACAGGAGAGAAACCUUAUAGUUGUAAUCAUUGUGAGAAGAGUUUUCCUACAUCUAGCCAGAUGAAUUCACACCAGAGAACACACACAGGAGAGAAACCUCAUAGCUGUGAUCAAUGUGAGAAGAGUUUUACUACAUCAAGCCAUCUGACUGUACACCAGAGAACACACACAGGAGAGAAACCUUUUAGCUGCGAUCAAUGUGAGAAGAGUUUUACGACAUCACGCCAUCUGACUGUACACCAGAGAACACACACAGGAGAGAAACCUUAUAGCUGUGAUCAUUGUGAGAAGAGUUUUACCACAUCUAGCCAGCUGACUUCACACCAGAGAACACACACAGGAGAGAAACCCCAUAGCUGUGAUCAAUGUGACAAGAGAUACUCUGAGAAAAGAUCUCUGAUCAAACAUCAGAAAAUGCAUACAUGAAGAAGUUGUUUCAUGAUAUCAAUGAAUUAAUGUCACAAUGUAGAAUGUUUUAACAUUGUAGUAGGAGUAUUUUAAUGAUGUCACAAUGUAGAAUGUUUUAACAUUGUAGUAGGAGUAUUUUAAUGAUGUCACAAUGUAGAAUGUUUUA